GCAGGUUCUAUAGUAUCACCAUCGUCCUGAUCAUUUUCUGUUUCUUUGGUCUGCGAGUGCGACGGCGAGUUCGGAAAAUAAGAUCAAUCAGUCCGAUCGGAUUCCGAUUUCAGACUUUGAAAUACUUAGAAGCAGGAAUAGCACGGAGAAAUGCAAUUCUUCGGAGGAACGGAGAUAAGCCCGUCGCUGCCGGCGUCGACGGCGUCGGGAAACAACGGGCACAUGAUGUACGUCUUUAACCGCAACGGCGUCUGCCUGCUCUACCGCGAGUGGAAUCGGCCGCUUCACACCCUGAACCAGCAGCAGGAUCACAAGCUAAUGUUCGGUCUCCUCUUCUCCCUCAAGUCGCUCACCGCCAAGAUGGACCCCACCACGCAGGACAAGUCCAACCUCGGCGUCCCUCAGCUGCCCGGGCAAGGCUGCUCCUUCCAUAGCUUCCGCACCAACACCUACAAGCUCACUUUCAUGGAGUCCCCUUCCGGCAUUAAGAUCAUAUUGGUUACUCAUCCUGGAACUAGUGACUUGAGGGAGUCGUUGAAGUACAUUUACAACUUGUAUGUCGAGUACGUUGUGAAGAACCCGCUUUACACUCCCGGAACUCCAAUCGGGUGUGAGCUAUUCAACACGACUCUUGACCAGUACGUCAGGAGCAUUUCAUAGAAGCUCAAGGAAGCAUUCAGUUAGCAUUCUUUCUGCCGACAUUUACUCUUACCUUGGACCGAAGCCGAUGGACAUUUGGGUUCAUUCAGAUGCAGGUCAUUGAAAUGUACCAUGUCGUGGAUAAUUUCUGCAACUUGAUUCUAAGAGUUUUACAAUGAGAUAUGAGCGUACAUUUUCAUCCGUGCGGACUCGAUGUGUUCAGUGGCAUCAUGUAGUGUCCAAUUUGAUUAUGACAAAUUGAUUUGAUGUAAUAUUGGAAGCAUGAUUUGUUAAUUGUCAUCAGUUACCGAAUUGUUUGGCUUUUCUUAUCAAAUUUUUAGUGUUUCUAUA
Molecule: messenger RNA, 990 nt
Organism: Pyrus x bretschneideri (Chinese white pear)
Lineage: Eukaryota; Viridiplantae; Streptophyta; Magnoliopsida; Rosales; Rosaceae
Product: trafficking protein particle complex subunit 1-like
Exons: 3
Coding region: 151-660 (169 amino acids)
Biological process (GO): endoplasmic reticulum to Golgi vesicle-mediated transport
Cellular component (GO): TRAPP complex
Source: RefSeq, a predicted model, not a curated record